Nymphalis io (European peacock) is the source of this 3492-nucleotide messenger RNA. Its product is annotated as metabotropic glutamate receptor 2-like. Gene Ontology annotation, molecular function: adenylate cyclase inhibiting G protein-coupled glutamate receptor activity. Gene Ontology annotation, biological process: G protein-coupled receptor signaling pathway. The coding region runs from base 1 to 3492 and encodes 1163 amino acids. Gene Ontology annotation, cellular component: membrane. The record is from RefSeq and is a predicted model, not a curated record. NCBI's taxonomy places the organism in Eukaryota, Metazoa, Arthropoda, Insecta, Lepidoptera, Nymphalidae. The transcript is spliced from 17 exons.
AUGGUGCCUGAGACCGCACUCGCUCUGUUGCUGUUGGCCGCAGCCUCCUCGCACAACUACGACCCGCCCCUCAUGCUUACGAGCUUGGAUCGCAACACCUCCAUGUCCUUCGUGCUGGUGAACGUCGCAUAUCACGACGCUGAAGAAUAUUACACUAUAUUGGAUAAGUCCCAUCGCAACAAGCGUGAAUCACAUUCGCUCAUAAGUCCAUUCGAUAUAUCAAAACUGUUUAAAAAGAGAAAUCGUGUCAAGAUACAAGAAGCGCAACCCAGCGCGUCUUCACUCCGGUCUAAGGAUAUAUCCGCCACUCUCGGAGAGGCGAUUGCCUGGUCUGCAAAUGAGGAUACCAACGAGCCACGUCGAAUAUUGCACGCUAAUGAGACAAAAGUCCGUACCAAGGGUACGACAACAACGACUCAAGUCAUUAGCAGUAGUACGUAUUCAGUAAGCGAGAACCACUCUAUAGCACAUGUUAAAGCAACUGAUAAGCCAAUCAAAAUAAAUGCUGUAAAGAAUAAACCAAAGACAAGAAAUACGGUAUCAAGAAAGUCUAAGAGCGUCGCGAAUAGUAAAAUACAAGUUAAAAAUAAUUCUAACGGUAACGACCAAAGCGUCAGUCGAGAAACGCGAGUCAUCAACAAGAAAAAGGCUGAGAACGACAGCAUAUGGCCGGUGAAGCACGCCGCCGUCGUGGAAGGAGACAUAGUACUCGGUGGCCUGAUGAUGGUGCACGGACGAGCGAGUGGUAACAGCGGAGGCAGCGUGGCGCGCUGCGGUCCGCUGAUGCCGCAGGGUGGGGUACAGGCCCUCGAGGCGAUGUUGUUCGCGCUCGACGAAGCGGAGCGUGCCGGCCUGUCAGUGCCGGGCGUCAAACUUGGGGCGUUGGUACUGGACGACUGUGACAGCGACACACGUGGCCUUGAAAUGGCGCUAGACUUUAUUAAAGGCUCGAUCAGUAACAUAGAUGACGAAGAAUAUGCUUGCAACGCAACAGCGGUACGUAAGGUAAUAUCAGGUGUUGUGGGCGCCGCGUCUUCUGUCACGUCGGUACAAGUCGCCAACCUAUUACGUCUGUUUAAAAUCCCUCAGGUCUCUUUCUUCUCAACAUCUCCAGAGCUUUCGAACAAGGCGCGAUUUGAAUACUUCACUCGAACAAUACCUUCCGACCUCCACCAAGUGCGGGCUAUGGUUGAAAUUGUCAAAAAAUUCGGCUGGCGCUAUGUUUCCAUUAUCUACGAGGAAUCCAACUACGGUAUAAAGGCAUUUGAAGAAUUAGAAACUCUUCUCUUGCGCGACGAUAUCUGCAUAGCAGUUAAAGAGCGGCUUGCAAAGGACUCUGGUGCAGCGGAUGAACAUGCAUAUGACGCUAUAGUGGAACGUUUACUGUCGCGGCCGCGAGCCAGAGGCGUUAUCGUAUUCGGCUCAGAUCAAGAAGUUGCAGGAGUGAUGGCUGCAGUGCGACGUCGAGGAGCGGCACAGAUUUUCAGUUGGGUGGGCUCAGACGGAUGGAGCGCACGGGCACUCGUGGCCGCUGGCAAUGAACCAGUCGUCGAAGGCACCAUUAGCGUGCAGCCUCAGGCAAAUCCUGUUCGAGGCUUUCGCGAAUACUUUUUCACCCUAACGCCACAAAAUAAUUUCAGAAACCCCUGGUUUGUCGAGUUUUGGGAGGAACAGUUCCAAUGUCGCUAUGCGGGAAGUCCGCGUUCGAGACACAAUGCGAAGUACCUCCCUUGCACGGGUCGCGAACGACUUUCUGCAGAGAACACAGAAUUUGAAGCGCAGCUGCAAUUCGUUGCCGAUGCUGUUUGGGCGUUCGUAUUCGCUAUUCGGGACAUGCAUCGGGAUUUGUGCGGCGGUAAGCCUGGCUUAUGCGAGGCGAUGAGACCGGUGAGCGGGCCGACUCUUUUGCGAUAUCUUCGACAAGUGCGCUUCAUAGGUCUCAGCGGCGAUGAGUUCCACUUUGACGGCCACGGAGACGGUCCCGCGCGCUACAACAUCUUACACUUCAAGCAAAUCACGCGAGGAGUGUUCCGAUGGAUCCGGGUAGGUCGCUAUCUUGACGGCGAACUACAACUUGACAUGGACGAAAUUCAGUUCAAAUGGGAAGAACCGCAUCACCCAGAGUCGGUGUGCAGUGCCGAGUGCGAGCUAGGCCAAGCUAAGCAAUACGUCGAAGGAGAGAGCUGUUGCUGGCAUUGCUUCAACUGCACGCAGUAUGAGAUACGGUCGCCGGUGUCAGAGACGGCUUGCAUGGAGUGUGCGCGCGGCACCUUGCCAGAUUCGAGGCGCAUGCAGUGCGCGCCGGUGCCGGAACUAUAUCUGCGGCCCACGUCACCGGCAGCUAUUGGAGCAAUGACAUUUUCAGCUCUAGGCAUUUUGAUUACUAUGUUGGUAGGUGGCGUGUGGAUCGCACGGAGCAGCACGCCGGUGGUGCGCGCGAGUGGGCGCGAACUGUCCUUCGUUCUAUUGGCUGGCAUCCUCAUGUGCUAUCUCGUUACAUUCGCCCUCGUACUGAGGCCAACUGACUUCCUUUGUUCUCUUCAACGGUUUUGUACGGGAUUUUGCUUCACUGUAAUCUACGCCGCUCUUUUGACGAAAACAAACAGAAUAGCUCGUAUUUUCGAUGCUAGCAAGCACUCUGCUCGACGGCCCUCGCUCAUAUCUCCAAAAUCUCAACUUCUUAUUUGUUCAAUUUUAGUAUCAAUACAGAUUGUAAUCGUGGUAGUGUGGCAGCUGGCGUCGCCGGCACGAGCCAUCCACCACUACCCGACGCGCGAGGACAACAUGCUCGUAUGUGACUCUUACGUCGACGCGUCCUACACCAUUGCUUUCUUCUACCCGGUUGUGCUUAUCGUCAUCUGUACUGUAUACGCUGUGCUCACGCGAAAAAUACCGGAAGCUUUCAAUGAGAGUAAACAUAUAGGUUUUACAAUGUAUACAACGUGUGUGAUAUGGCUCGCAUUUGUUCCAUUAUAUUUUGGCACAGCGAGUCACGUUCCCUUACGAGUCACCAGUAUGGCAGUGACUAUUUCUUUGAGUGCAAGCGUCACCCUAGCCUGUCUAUUUGCACCUAAGAUGUACAUUAUUUUAAUACGACCGGAACGGAACGUUCGUGGAAAUCUAAUGCCGUCGCGAUGGCGCAGCGGUCGCGGUGGUCGAGGCACAGCACCCGGUGCUGUUUGUGCUGCCCUUGUAGGGGCUGCCCCAUUGCCGCGUCCUGCCACCACGCCUUCUACGGAUUUGUCAACACUUGAUGCCACUGAGCCAUCGACAUCCACCGAUAGACAAGUACAAACUGAGGAGUUGAGUCCGACACAGAAUAAUGGUAUGGUUGAACGCAAUGGACUCUGCUUAGACGCAAAGAAAUUGGCGGAGCUGACCGGUGGGCUGCCCGCUUUCGAGGAAGUUAACGGUGCGGCACGUCGGCGAGCCGCAGCCGAGCCGGCGAUGCGCGUGGCCGUGGCGGUGGUCGGGGCGCGGCCAGACUUAUAG